UUAAACCUGAACCCACCCUGCUGGCAUUUCUAAUAGUGAGAGAAAUAAAACACAAAAUAGAGAAGAAUAUAUAAGGAAAAUUUCUAUCAUCUUUUAUAAUACCAUCAAGGAGGUAUUUGGAGCUGAGUCAACCUGAUCAGUUACAUGAAAUAAAGAAUGGCAUAUUGUUGGCAAACAGAUCCAAAUCCCAAUGGAUCACAUGAAGACCAGCAUAAGCACAAAGGAUUUCAUUCUGUAAAUCAAACCCUUUCCUCUGGCCAAGUCAGUCUGGGGUUUGAUCAGCUAGUAGAUGACAUAAGCAGUAAAAUUCCCCUCUAUGAGAAAGAAAUGGGAGAAAACAACUUUAGUGUGCUCAGUGCACCAAACUGGAACUCAAAAAGGCAUCCAUUAGACGAAACCCACCAAGUGCCUCUGAAUGAAUUCACUUCUAACUGCCCAGAGCUCUCUUGGCAUCAAGGCACAAAAGCAUCAGUGAUCGGUUUUAGUCCUUCUGUGCUACCAAACUCUCAGCAGAUGAACAAAGAAAGUUCCUGGGGGUACCCUGUUAGACAAUAUCAUGGAGCCAAAGAUCCCAGAUUCAGUAUUUUCACCCCAUUUCCCACUUGUGUGGGUAAAAUUAAUCCACAGGAGGAAAUGGAAAAUGAAAAUCAUAACUACUAUAGAAAAUUCAAAAGUACCAUUCCUCCUUUACAUCCAUCCUUCUCACCUGACUUCAUGCCAGGAGAAAAGAGUGAAAGAAGCAGACAUGUGAACAUUGUGGACCCUUCCCUGAUGCUCUUUGAAGGUUCUUUUCCGCCAAGGACUUUGGAGAACACACGGCUAAAGAACACAGAGUCAAUAGGUUGUUCCAUUCAGUUGGCUGAAGUACCUCAAGGGAGUAAUAAAAGUCUAGCUUCUUUUUGUGACAAAGUAAAUAGAAUAAGAGAAGCUUACCAUGCAGCUGACAUUGAUUCCAAUUCUGGGAAGAUCUGGAGCACUGCUACAGCAUUUCCACAUCGACUCUUUUCUAACACCACAUUUAAGAUAAAUAUUUUUACUGGUAACUCAAUGCAACUACUUCAUCUCACAGCACAUGCUAACUGUCUUGUCAAAGACCUAAUUGCAGAAACGCUAAAUUUUUGUACAAAAGACCAGCUAUUUCCCAAAGAUCAUCUCCUAAGUAUAUGUGGCUCUGAAGAAUUUUUACAGAAUGAUCACUACUUGGGGAGUCACAAAAUGUUUCAGAAAGAUAAAUCUGUUAUUCAACUUCAUCUACAGAAAAAUAAGGCAAUUCCAGGAAAAUUAUCUCGAAAGCAGGAAGAUGACCACAGUCAGUUUUAUCUGAACCAGCUUCUAGAAUUUAUGCAUACUUGGAAAAUAUCCAGACAGUGCCUUUCAACAGUAAUAAAAAAAUAUGACUUCCACCUGAAAUGCUUGUUGAAAACCCAGAAAAAUGUGGAGGAAGAAUGUUUGUCACCAGCCUUCUCUGAGGCUCAAAAUGCUUUUCAGCAAAACGUGAAUAAUAUUAUUGAAGAAGUUAAAAAUAUAUGCAGUGUUCUGGCCUGUGUGGAAACCAAACAAAUCACAGAUGCAGUAAAUGAACUAAAUCUAAUGCUUCAGAGAAAAUCAGAGAAUUUUCAUCAAGAUUCUGAGACCUCAGCAAAAGGCCUGAUAGAAAGAGUGACAACUGAAUUAUCCAUGGCUAUCUACCAGUUAAUUGAUGUCUAUUGUAGCAGUUUUUAUGCAGAUUUUCAACCUGUAAAGGCACCUGUGAGCCUUUCCCCCAUGAGUCCUGAGCUCCACUCCCACCUGAGCUUCAGAGUGUAUGCAGUACACAACAUUCCAGAGCCCUGGGUGCACAGCUAUAAAGCAUUUUCUUACUCCUGCUGGCUUACCUAUGCUGGGAAGAAGCUGUGCCAAGUGAGAAAUGACAGAUCGAGUCCAGCGAAGAAGUUAGCUUUUCUCUUGGCCACCUGGAAUGAGACGAUCAAUUUUCCGCUUGAAAUAAAAUCACUUCCAAGGGAAUGCAUGCUUACUAUAAAAGUGUUUGGCAUUGCCUGUGAAACCAAAAAUGCAGAUUUACUGGCCUGGACUUGUCUUUCAUUGUUUCCAAAACAAAAAUCCAUUCGUGGGUCUAUGCUAUUCAGCCUGACAUUGCAUAGUGAGCCUCCUGUGGAAAUGAUAGCUCCGGGAGUGUGGGACACGAGUCAGCCAUCCCCACUGACCCUGCAGAUCGAUUUUCCACCUACUGGAUGGGAGUACAUGAAACCCGAUUCUGAAGAGAACAGAACUGCUCCUGAAAAACCACCGAAAGAAUGUUUGAAACAUAUAGGCAGACUCUCACAGAGACAGUCUCCUGUACUGCUUUCUGAGGAAAAGAGGAGAUACUUAUGGUAUUAUCGCUUCUACUGCAAUAACAACAACUGCUCCCUCCCUUUGGUCCUGGGUAGUGCCCCUGGAUGGGAUGAAAGCACUAUUGCAGAAAUGCAUGCCAUUUUGCGAAGGUGGAAGUUUUCUCAUCCCUUAGAAGCUCUUGGACUUCUGACCUGCAGUUUUCCAGAUCAAGAAAUUCGCAAAGUGGCAGUUCAACAAUUAGACACCCUCUGGAAUGAUGAACUACUGGAAUAUCUCCCACAGCUGGUUCAGGCUGUCAAGUUUGAAUGGGACCUUGAAAGUCCAUUGGUUCAGCUUCUACUGCACCGGUCGCUGCAGAGCAUCCAGGUUGCCCAUCGUCUUUACUGGCUGCUAAAGGAUGCACAAAAUGAAGCUUAUUUCAAAAGCUGGUAUCAGAAAUUAUUGGCUGCUCUCCAGUUCUGUGCAGGAAAAGCCCUGAGUGAUGAAUUUGCCAACGAGAGGAAACUUAUCAGAAUUCUGGGUGAUAUUGGGGAAAAAGUCAAGUCUGCCAGUGACUCUCAAAGACAGGAAGUACUGAAGAAAGAGAUUGUUAGAUUAGAAGAAUUUUUUCAAGAAAUAAGAACUUGUCACCUUCCAUUGAACCCUGCCUUAUGUAUCAAAGGGAUUGAUCAUGAUGCAUGUUCAUAUUUCACUUCUAAUGCUUUGCCUUUGAAGAUUACAUUCAUCAAUGCUAAUCCAAUGGGCAAAAACAUCAGCAUUAUUUUUAAGGCAGGCGAUGAUCUUCGUCAGGAUAUGCUGGUGCUGCAGAUUGCUCAGGUGAUGGACAACAUUUGGCUGCAGGAGGGCUUGGAUAUGCAAAUGAUCAUUUAUAGAUGUCUCUCCACAGGAAAAGGCCAAGGGCUGGUGCAGAUGGUGCCUGAUGCUGUCACCCUUGCCAAGAUCCAUCGCCAUUCCGGACUGAUGGGACCACUGAAAGAAAACACAAUCAAGAAGUGGUUCAGUCAGCACAACCCCAUCAAGGCAGAUUAUGAAAAGGCAUUGAGGAACUUUAUUUAUUCCUGUGCUGGCUGGUGUGUGGUGACGUUUAUCCUGGGAGUCUGUGAUCGCCACAAUGACAAUAUCAUGCUGACAAAGUCAGGCCACAUGUUUCAUAUUGACUUUGGAAAAUUCCUAGGUCAUGCGCAAACAUUUGGAGGCAUCAAAAGGGACCGAGCCCCUUUUAUUUUUACUUCAGAGAUGGAGUACUUUAUCACAGAAGGUGGGAAAAAUCCUCAGCACUUCCAAGAUUUUGUGGAGCUUUGCUGUCGAGCUUAUAAUAUUGUCCGAAAGCACAGCCGGCUGCUCUUGAACAUGCUAGAAAUGAUGCUGUAUGCUGGGUUGCCUGAACUGAACGGAGUCCAAGACCUGAAAUACGUGUAUAAUAAUCUCCGUCCACAAGACACAGACCUGGAAGCAACAAGUCAUUUUACCAAGAAAAUAAAAGAGAGUCUCGAGUGUUUCCCUGUUAAACUGAAUAACUUGAUCCACAUCCUUGCCCAAAUGUCAAGCACAAGCCCUGCCAAGCCUGCCUCACCUCCUUCCGCCCUGGAAUCCUGUACACCGAGUACAACCAAGUUGAUUCAAAGGGCAACGAUUUUGGGAUUUAGCAAGAAACGCAGUCACCUGUAUCUGAUCCAGGUAACACACGGUAACAACGAAAAAAGCCUGACAGAAAAGUCAUUUGACCAGUUCUCCAAACUUCAUAGCCAACUUCAAAUGCAAUUUGCACCGCUGGCUCUCCCAGAGUUUCCUCACUGGUGGCAUUUACCUUUUACAAACUCAGAUCACAAAAGAUUCAGAGAUCUAAAUCAUUACAUGGGACAGAUAUUAAAUGGAUCCUACAAAGUUGCAAACAGUGAUUGUGUACUUAGUUUUUUCCUCUCUGACCCUCUUCAACAAACUGAAGAAUCAUCACUUCUGGACCCAGGUGAACAGUUUCCUGACAAGAAGCCGAAGGUGCAGUUAGUCAUAUCAUAUGAGGAUGUGAAGCUGACCAUACUAGUGAAACACAUGAAAAACAUUCAUCUCCCAGAUGGCUCCAUGCCCAGUGCACAUGUUGAAUUUUAUCUGUUACCAUAUCCCAGAGAAGUUAGCAGGAGAAAAACAAAGUCUGUUCCAAAAUGUACUGACCCCACGUACAAUGAAAUUGUGGUAUAUGAUGAAGUAACAGAGCUCCAAGGACAUGUCUUAAUGCUUAUUGUGAAGAGCAAAGCUGUAUUUGUGGGAGCAAUUAACAUCCAACUUGGGAGUGUCCCACUCAAUGAAGAAAAAUGGUAUCUACUGGGAAACAGCAUAAUUUGACCAUUGCUGUGAACAUAUGCAUUAUUCAUUAACCACUUAUAAUCUUUUCCAUUUCUAGGCCUAUCACAUAACACAACAUUUAUUGUCAAAGAUACGUUAGGAUUUUAAGGACACAAGGAAAACAAAAAUCAGAAUGAGCCUUUUGCAAUUUAUUCUCUACCUGUGCUUUCAUUGCUUUCCAAGAACCUUUUCUCCUUUAUUGGAAUGCUGAUUAUGUGAGAUUUACUAUGUAAAAUAAGAGGACAUACACUUGUAAUAUAGCUUUCAAGUUAAACAUAUGUCGCAUUAUCUUAAUUGUGGGCCUACAGUUAAAAGCAAUAUUUAGUGAAUUUCCCAAGAAAUGCAAUCAAGUUUUACCAAAUGAUAUAACUUUAUCUUCAUGUAAAUUUAAAAUAUC
Molecule: messenger RNA, 5071 nt
Organism: Lepus europaeus (European hare)
Lineage: Eukaryota; Metazoa; Chordata; Mammalia; Lagomorpha; Leporidae
Gene: PIK3C2G
Product: phosphatidylinositol-4-phosphate 3-kinase catalytic subunit type 2 gamma
Exons: 34
Coding region: 157-4674 (1505 amino acids)
Biological process (GO): phosphatidylinositol-mediated signaling; phosphatidylinositol-3-phosphate biosynthetic process; phosphatidylinositol 3-kinase/protein kinase B signal transduction
Cellular component (GO): cytoplasm; plasma membrane; phosphatidylinositol 3-kinase complex
Molecular function (GO): 1-phosphatidylinositol-4-phosphate 3-kinase activity; phosphatidylinositol binding; 1-phosphatidylinositol-3-kinase activity
Source: RefSeq, a predicted model, not a curated record